GGGCAUCACCUACAUGGAUAAAUGCGAAGGUGUUGACAAGUAUAUUGUUAAACACGCAACAUCAGAAAUAUAUUUUCUUAGCUUUUAUAAAUCUGCCAGAGAAGAAGAUCAUGAGAAAUGGCACCGAAUCUUGGGGAUGUUCCUGGGAAUGUUGAGCGAUGCUCGAAAAAUAUCGUCACCUAACGGAGGCCACCAAAUGUUCGUGUUCAUUGACCAAGAUCUUGUUAGGACAGGUCCUCCUAAAACCAACAAAAUUACUAUAUCGCAUUAUCGCAACGGCAAACUGAUCACAAAUGACUUGAUCGGAGAUAUCGAGAGAGAUGCAUCGCUGAAUGUUGCUACGUCAAGUCUUAUUGAAUGGAAAGAGAAGCCGAUUAAAAGAUGCGACCUGGAAGUUCGCUGUCCAGGAUCGCAACCCGGAGGACAGUGCAGUGCCCAAGAUAAAAAGUGGCUGUGUGUAACUUGCAAAGAACUCCUGGAAUACGGACUGGAUGACAAAUUUGUUUAUUGCUCAUGUGGAGGAGCACCCGUGGAAACGUACACCUUCAAGUGUAACGAGCAUAAACAUGGACACCAAUACGCAAAUUUUGAACGAGGCCUUUUAAUGCCGCUGCUUGACAAAUUGCGUCCCUUCAAGGAAAUUAAUAUUUUAAUUUUGGGCGAAACCGGAACCGGAAAGUCAACAUGGAUUAAUGCCUUUGCAAAUUGCUUAACACACACGAAACUGGACGAUGCUGUGGCUAACCCGGUCUACCUAAUUCCGACUUCUUUUACAAUUACCGAUGAUAAUUACAAAAAGGUCACCAUUACAGUAGAAUCGACUUUCGGAGCCGCAGCGGAAGCGAAUGAGUGGACGAUAGUUGGACAAUCAGCUACACAGUUUCCGAAAGCUUAUAUCUUUAGAAAAGGCGAUUCUCUGGUUCGCAUAAUUGAUACGCCGGGCAUCGGCGAUACACGCGGCGCCAGCAUGGAUAAAGCCAAUUUCCAAAAUGUUCUGUCGUAUUUAUCUCAUCUGAGCGAACUGCAUGGAAUAUGCAUCCUGUUAAAACCCAACGAAGCCCGCUUGACAGUGAUGCUGCAGUACUGCAUUAAAGGACUUCUGCUACAUCUGCAUAAAGAUGCUUGCCAAAACAUUCUCUUUGUCUUGACCAACAGCCGUGCCACACUCUAUAGGCCAGGAAAUACGUAUGCACAGCUGGAGAUACUGCUUGGAGGAAUUCCUCAGAAUGGCAUUGUCCUCGCCAAACCCACAGUAUACUGCGUCGAUAACGAGGCGGUACGGUACAUGGCCUGUGUUCAGCAUGGAAUGACAUUCACCGACACCGAUAAAAAAUGCUACGAAGCCAGCUGGGAAAAGACCGUAGAGGAAAUGGAAAGAAUGUUCCAGCACAUCCUCUCCAGACCGCCGCAUGCCCUUCGCAACACGCACUCUUUGAAUAAUGCCCGUCGGCUUAUUCUGGCAUUCACUGAACCUCUGGCAAAAAUUUCAGAAAGUAUUUUAGCCAAUGUUAGACUGGCAGAAGACAAGGAAAACGAAAUCAGAUUAAGUCUGAAUGAUAAACGCAGCUUGGAAGGAAAAUUGUACGUUUCCGUUUUGACGGUAAAAUCAAAACCGCUCCCGCGGCCCCGAACGGUCUGCACGGCAUCAAAGUGUAUCAGCGUGGUCAACGGUGUUACCAACUUCAAAACAUGGUGCCAUGAAGCCUGUGACCUUGAAAACGUGGUACCUGGUCGCUAUCCGAAUCCCGACCUGAAAAGAUGUUCUGCAAUGCUGCCCAGCAAAGGGGAGGAGUGCGCCCAUUGCGGCUGCAGUUGGGACAAACAUGUACACGUCAUGUUGGACUACUACGAGGCACACGAUAAGAUUGUGGAUAAAAGUACUCAGGAACUACUGCGGCAAAAAAACGGAGAUAUUGAUGCGGCCACGGCGUUUCUCGACAAGCUUGCCAAACGAAAGGACGGCCUGAACAAGGAGAUGUCAACAAUUACGUCAGUUGUAUCACACUUUGGCAGUUUUUUGAAACAAAACGCUAUUGUACCAUAUAAUGACGCAAUGGAAGACUACCUGAACUAUGCCAUAUUAGAAGAACAGAACAAAAUCCCCUUAGGUGCUAGUGACGCAGUUAAGAAAAACUUGGAAGUGAUGCUAUCCAAGUAUCGGAUUGAACGCAAAAUUCUGGAUGACGCAAUGGCUAAAGGUAGCAAAGUCGAAAUGUCGCCGCAGGAUAUCGAGAAAAUGGUUCAGACCCUGUAUGCGUUGCCUAUUAAAGGAGCGGAAAUCCGCAGUGCGGUAGAGAAUUCGAAAAACGCCCAAGAGCACAGCGUACUCCGUCAGGAAUUUGCUUUUACUCCAUCGUCUAAGCAAAGUAAUUCAGGAUUUGCCAAAUGGACAAAAAACAAACUGCAGGAACUCUUCAAGCACGGCGAAUCUCCUAGCACCACUUAUCCCACUAAUAGCGCGGUGUGAGCAACGGUAUGCCGAAGCAAAAGAUUGUUGGAUCAGACAACUGGACUAGCUUUGUCGUUACGAUGGAGAGUAUGAACCGGUAGCCGGUGGUCGUAAACUCGUAGUCUCUGCAGAAGCCGUUUUAAAAGUUAGUAAAUAUAUACUCAUAAACCUUUCUUUAACAUGACUAAUGAUUUUGUUUUUGUGGCAAGUAGAUAGAUAUUCUUACGUCUUCCCAUGCGGUGAUAAUCGGUUUUCCGCGUCCCUUUUUUCCGCGCGUAUAGGCCGGUUUCAAAGCAAGAAAGUUUUCUUUUUGGUAAAGAGAUAUUGUACGAGUGUAGUUUGAUUUAAUCUGCGAUGUGCAACAGGUCGACAGCGGUUUUCUGUCUGAGAAACCGACUUUUGGAUGACCUUCGAAACAUCUUUCCAGUAUGUUUCGCUGAGUAUCUUUUUUUCCGCUUUUGUUUCAUGUGGGAUACAUUCGGGAUGCAUUAAAAAUACCACAGAGGUACCUUGGGAUACGGCAGUGAUUAAAAAUUGAAUAAUUCGGGCGGGUACUAGAAGAAUACAUAGAGGACUGGGAUUCUGUGCAUACGAGUGAGAACACAUGCCCAGAA
This is a messenger RNA of Paramacrobiotus metropolitanus, 3063 nucleotides long. RefSeq lists its product as uncharacterized. Lineage: Eukaryota; Metazoa; Tardigrada; Eutardigrada; Parachela; Macrobiotidae. The transcript has 2 exons. The record is from RefSeq and is a predicted model, not a curated record. The coding region runs from base 14 to 2467 and encodes 817 amino acids.